Molecule: messenger RNA, 1644 nt
Organism: Acanthosepion pharaonis
Lineage: Eukaryota; Metazoa; Mollusca; Cephalopoda; Sepiida; Sepiidae
Source: the annotation of a GenBank genome assembly
AUGGAUGCGAUUAACCUCUCUUUGAAAAAGAUCCACCUUAAACAAACUUAUGUCCACACAGAAUUAUUUGCCUCGCAAGUCCAGCUUCCUUCUGAUCUCUCCUCCAGUCAAUCUUUGUUCUUUAUGAUUCAGACAACCGCCAUUUUCCUUCUCCUUCCCAAUUCAGACACGCUUAUUCCUCUCUCUCUCUCUCGCUCUCUCUCUCUCUCUCUCUCUCUCUCUCUCUCUCUCUCUCUCUCUUACAAUUUUAAGACGACGAAUUUCUUCAUCUUUUCCUCUCUCUAUCUGUCUUUCCCUCUCUCUAUCUGUCUUUCCCUGUCCUUUUUUUGUUUCCAUCAAGGAUUUCCUUUUUCUCUUCUCUCUAUUUUUCUCAACAUCAAGCUGUCUAUCUUUAUUCUUUUUCCAUCAGAAAUGUUCUUUUCUUCUCUCAUGUUUAUCUCUCGAUCUUUCUCUCUUCUUUAUUUUCAAGGGUUUUCUUCCCUUCUCUCUGUUUCUGAUGUUCUUCUCUAUAUUUCUCUAUGUGUCUAUCUAUCUAUCCUUCUUUAUUUCAAUCGAAUUUUCUUCUUCUCUUCUCUCUAUUUCAGUCAUUCUCUCUCUCUUUCUCUCUCUCUCUCUCUCUCUUUCUCUCUCUCUCUAAUUUCUUUUUCCAUCAAGGAUUUUCUUCCUACUUCCCUCUUUUUCCCUCAAGAUGUAUUAGUCAUUAUGUAUUCUUUAUUUUUGUCAAGCAUUUUCAUCUUCCUCUUCUCUCUCUCUCUCUCUCUCUCUCUCUCUCUCUCUCUCUUUCAGUGUUCGUCUAUUUUCGUCUCUUCUCUUUUAAUAUCUAUCUAUCUAUCUAUCUAUCUAUCUAUCUAUCUAUCUAUCUUUUUUCUUUUCUUUUUUAACCUCAAUCAUUUUCUUCUUCUCUUCUCACAAUCUAUCUAUCUAUCUAUCUAUCUAUCUAUCUAUCUAUCUUUUUUCUUUUCUUUUUUAACCUCAAGCAUUUUCUUCUUCUCUUCUGAAGAGAUUUUUCCGGUUCUAUUUUAUUCAAUAAACAUAUUGCCAUCUUGGAAGGAAGAACAGCAAACCACCACUGCCCCCCAUCAUUUAAGAAAUAAGAACCACAAAACCACCACCUCAUUAUUAGGAAGGAAGAACAGCAAACCACCACCGCCCCCCAUCAUUCAAGAAGUAAGAACCACAAAACCACCACCUCUCCAAUUAUUAGGAAGGAAGAACAGCAAACCACCACCGCCCUCAUCAUUUAAAAAUAAGAACCACAAAACCACCUCUCCAAUUAUUAGGAAGGAAGAACAGCCACCACCGCCCCCAUCUAAGAACCACAAAACCACCUCUCCAAUUAUUAGGAAGGAAGAACAGCAAACCACCACCGCCCCCCAUCAUUUAAGAAUCUCUCUCUAUUCCUCUCUGUUAGCUCUCUCUUUUUUUUUGUUUUUGUCUCUUUCUUUCGAUCUCUUUUUCUUUCUCUCUUUCUCCACCUCACUAUUUCUUUUGUGUAACCUGUCACCUACUCUCUCUUUCAUCAAAACUCUUUCUUUCUUUCUUUCUUUCUUUCUUUCUUUCUUUCUUUCUUUCUAUCUAUCUAUCUAUCUAUCUAUCUAUCUAUCUAUCUUUAUCUAUUUUUCUUUCUUUUUUCUUUCUUUCUAA